Molecule: messenger RNA, 1602 nt
Organism: Alternaria atra
Lineage: Eukaryota; Fungi; Ascomycota; Dothideomycetes; Pleosporales; Pleosporaceae
Exons: 3
Coding region: 1-1602 (533 amino acids)
Cellular component (GO): nucleus
Molecular function (GO): protein binding
Source: RefSeq, a predicted model, not a curated record
AUGUCAACCGAACCGACAUCUUCUGUAGCGGCACCAGCAUCUUACUACAUCUCCAAAUCGAAUAUCUGCGUAAACAGCAAGGGCGAGAGCGUCGGUAAUGGUAUAUUCGCAAAUCGAAGGUUCGGCGCGGGCGAGGAAAUUGCCAGCUUCAGGCGCCCGCUUGUUGGCUCGUUAGAGACCGAACGACUGCUUGACACCUGCGCGAACUGCUACCUCUGGACAGAGGGCUCAUCGACUGGAACAAGAUUGUAUGUACCCGAAGGAGCGAAAGUAAAUAAAUGUGCUGCCUGCCAAAGAUUUCAAUACUGCAGCAAGGCAUGCCAAAAAGACGCAUGGAACCGGGGGCAUAAGCAUGAGUGCAAGAUAUUGAAGCCAAUGGCUGGUAGACACCUCCCAAAAGCCUUCCUUGCAUGCAUGGAACUACUCACCAGGCGGAAGCAUGGUCUUAUCCCUGAUGGAGAAUGGGAGCUGCUUUGUCGCUUGCCUUCCCACAUCGAUGACUUCAAGCGCAACGGAACCUAUGAGAACAUUGAACUCAUGGCUAUGGGUGCUGGUCAGUUCUCGUUGUCACAAAAUCUGUUCGACAAGGACUUUGUUGCCGCAAUGUAUGGCCGAGUGAUGUCGAACGCUCUAACACUGAUCACGCCUACACUGGAUCCUCUGGGUAUCAUGAUAGAUCCCACGCUCUGUCACAUGAAUCACUCCUGUGAUCCGAACGCAUACAUUAUGAUGGAUGGACCACAUGUGGCCAUCCGCACCCUCCGACCCAUCAGAAAAGACAAGGAAAUAUUCAUCUCCUACAUUGACACCACCAACCCCUACCACAAGCGGCAAGAGGAACUCCAAUCCCGAUGGUUCUUCACCUGUCGCUGUGCAAAAUGCCAGGAGAAGGCCACUCUCCAAGAAGACAACUGGCUAGUACCAGCAAAUCCUCAGUUUGUCUUGAGCAAAGACGAAACAGCCGCAAUGGCAGAGAGCCAAGAGAAGACUUUCAACCUCUACACCCAGCUUCAAGGAAUGGCUGACUCAAAGCUCGUUAUCGAUGCGUUGCAGGAAACUCUCAAGAUAUGCUAUGAGUCAAGGUUCUGGCCAAUAUACCGCCAACCGUAUGCUGCGGUCCGCGACGAUUUGAUCGUAAACCUACUUUCCGUAGGGAAAUAUCAAGAGGCAUGGGCACAGUGUGCAAAGCGGUACAAGCACAUACUUCCCAAGCUGUAUCCAGUUCCUUUCCACCCGGUCCGGGUAGUGCAGACCUGGCAGAUGGCAAUGCUGGCCGCAUACUUAGCCAGCACCGAAGAGGGCGUGGGUGCGCCAGGAGUGAAUAUGGGUCUCAUCGCCAUGAUGCUGGUAAAGCAGGUAUUGGAUGUUGCGCACCUAAGCCAUGGACCGGCUAAUGCGUUCACGAAGAGCGUGAAGGCCAAAGCGGAAGAGAUGAUAGAGGAGCUCAAAAGAAGUUUAGGCAAUCCGAACAGCGAAGUCAUGAACAAGGAGCUUGAGAUUCAGAGAGAUAGGCUGAUGGAUAUGGGCGACUGGGCUAAAGAUGGAGAGCAACCGGGGGAGUUAACGACCAUACCUCUGGAUGAGAAAGCUUUCAGUGUAUGA